Messenger RNA from Brachypodium distachyon (stiff brome), 756 nucleotides. Its product is annotated as sm-like protein LSM2. The record is from RefSeq and is a predicted model, not a curated record. The coding region runs from base 196 to 477 and encodes 93 amino acids. Gene Ontology annotation, cellular component: precatalytic spliceosome; Lsm1-7-Pat1 complex; P-body. Gene Ontology annotation, molecular function: RNA binding. Gene Ontology annotation, biological process: mRNA splicing, via spliceosome. The transcript is spliced from 3 exons. NCBI's taxonomy places the organism in Eukaryota, Viridiplantae, Streptophyta, Magnoliopsida, Poales, Poaceae.
GCUCUCCCUCUCAGUCUUUCCCCACGACUCCACCACUCAACCCCGAUCCGCCGCCCCCAACCCAAGCCGCCGAGCCACCUCGCCUCCCGCCCGCCGCCGCCGGCCCGCAAAGCAAUACCACGGUUAAUACCGUGCUGUUUAUCUGUGGAUUUUCCAGAGGUCGCGUGACCUGGCGGCGAGAAUCCUGAAGCCAACAUGCUGUUCUUCUCCUACUUCAAGGAGCUCGUGGGGAAGGAGGUGACGGUGGAGCUCAAGAACGACCUGGCCAUCCGCGGCACGCUCCACUCGGUCGAUCAGUACCUCAACAUCAAGCUCGAGAACACCCGGGUCGUCGACCAGGACAAGUAUCCUCACAUGCUCUCGGUGCGGAACUGCUUUAUCAGGGGAUCAGUGGUGCGGUACGUGCUGCUUCCGCAGGACGGGGUUGACAUCGACAUCCUCCAUGAUGCCACCAGGAGGGAGGCACGCGGAGGCUGAUACUUCAGUUUCUCUUACCCUUUGGGAGAAUCCUAAUAUGAUGUGUGGAACUGCAACAUGUAUUGCGUGGUAGAAUGACAUUGACAUGGCUUAACCCCCCUCUGGUACCAUUCUGUGGUGCGAAUUAUAUCCAUAGUUGCUUGUCAUGUUAUUAUCAUCAAGAGCAACAGCCCACUGUUUUUUUAUGGGAAUUUCAGUUGAUGUUAGAUCGAUCAAAACAGGGUCCAUGUCCGCCUUUUGAUUUGUACUGUUGCUCGUAAAAAUUAUCCAGUUCUUUUA